Molecule: messenger RNA, 865 nt
Organism: Halichondria panicea
Lineage: Eukaryota; Metazoa; Porifera; Demospongiae; Suberitida; Halichondriidae
Exons: 5
Coding region: 108-659 (183 amino acids)
Biological process (GO): mitotic cytokinesis
Cellular component (GO): centrosome; midbody; spindle
Source: RefSeq, a predicted model, not a curated record
AGGCAAAAAUCAUAAUUAUAAGUUGGGAGCUCUCAGAAUAAAUUAGUAGUAUUGUCGCAGUAUUCUGAACAAGAUCGAAAACCUACCAUUAGAUACUUACAUUCAAGAUGGCCCCUGAUCAUUUUUCUUGUGGUUGCCCAUUUUGUUUGCCCAGACGGAUCACUUUGGACGGCAUCACUCUGUCAAGAAGCUUAGUAUGGAUGCUAGUGGUAAUGCUCUUAGUGAAGCCAGGCAGAUCUGCCAGCAUCAGUGCAGCAAGCCCUGAGUCUCCAAACCAUCUCCUUGACAACAAGCCUCAAUCUGACGUAUCCUCACAGAAAAUGAUGAUUAAUUCAAAUGAAGCAACAAGUUGUGGAAGUGAGAGUUGUAAUUGCUACCCACUAGGAAAGUGCAAGCCCUGUUCGAGAUUUGACAUGGGGAGGCAACAAAGAGAGUGCUUGAGGACUGGCUACAAGCAACACGCCUACUGUCCAAGCACCAAACAAGAACAUUUUAUCAGCUGUCACUACACGCCUCACCCGUUUGAGACGAGAAUGUUCUGGCUGUUUGAGGGUAGUGCAUUCUCACUGGGAGCUCUAGCCUACGCCAUUGUCUACCUCAGACAGAGGAGGAUCGAGAAAAUGGUGGCCAUGAGGAUUCAGCAGCAAAUCAAUGCUUGAACUUCUCUCUUGUAUGUCAUGCAAUUAUGGUGUUUUAGUUUCUUAAUUAAUCAAUGGCAUUUAAAUUCACUCUAACUACUAUUGUAUACUAUUUAUUAUCACACAUGUCACGACACUUGCGUUAUACAACCAAGCAAUAUAUCUAUUGUGACCUCUCAAUCUCAUGCAGGCAUGUUCAAAAAUAUCGUGAAUAAAAUUAAUGAUGA